CAAUAAUAAAGAUCAUAAUAGAAAAGUUGAAAAAAUGUCAGGAAUUGUAGAUAAGUUGAAGGACAUGAUGGGAGGCGACAGCGAGGACCAGAAGAAAGGAGAAAAGAAGGACAAACAUCACAAAGAUCAUAAAGAUGAAGGGAUAAUAGAUAAGAUUAAAGAUAAGAUUACCGGUGACAAAGACGAUGACGAUAAGCAUCACAAGAAAGAUAAAAAUGAUAAACAUCACAAGGAUCAUAAACAUCACAAAGAUGAUAAAGAUGAAGGGAUAAUAGAUAAGAUUAAGGACAAGAUCACUGGCGAAAAAGAAGAAGAUGACAAACACCACAAGAAAGAAAAAGUCAAAGAUGAUAAGCAUCACAAGAAGGACAAGGACGGCCCUGACAACGAUGGAGAGAAGAAGAAGAAAAAGAAGGGGAAAAAGAAGCAUGAAGACGGCCAUAAGAGCGGCAGUGAUAGUGACAGUGAUAGUGAUUAGAUCAUCAUCAUCUUCGUUAUUGCAUGUGUAAGGUG
Hibiscus syriacus is the source of this 513-nucleotide messenger RNA. Its product is annotated as dehydrin HIRD11-like. The coding region runs from base 35 to 478 and encodes 147 amino acids. Lineage: Eukaryota; Viridiplantae; Streptophyta; Magnoliopsida; Malvales; Malvaceae. The transcript has a single exon. The record is from RefSeq and is a predicted model, not a curated record.